Scheffersomyces amazonensis is the source of this 1494-nucleotide messenger RNA. RefSeq lists its product as uncharacterized. The transcript has a single exon. Bases 1 to 1494 code for a protein of 497 amino acids. The record is from RefSeq and is a predicted model, not a curated record. Lineage: Eukaryota; Fungi; Ascomycota; Pichiomycetes; Serinales; Debaryomycetaceae.
AUGGCUUUCUUAUCUGGAGGUGAUGUAACGUUGAAGAAGAAAAUUAAAAUCAAGUCUUUUCCUAGAAAACAAAGAAGACUUUUGAUUGAGGCCUUGGAUAAAGUCAUAAAGAGUGAUGAUAUAAAAUUUUAUCCUGAAUUAUGGAAAUUAGCGUUCCAUUCAUUGCAUGUCGGUGAAUUCAAGCAUACAAGAAUUCCCGAAAUAGCUCAAAGAUAUAGAAAUGAAAAUAAUGUACAUACUUUAGAUACCAACUAUUGUGAAGCCAUUAAGGAAGGUAAAUCUAAAGAAGCUGUGGAUACUUUGAAAAUUAAACCUUCUGUAUUUGCUAGAAAUCUUGAUAAGUUAAUAAGAGAUUGUUUUUCUACUAAACGUAAUGAAGACAUUAACGAAAUAUUAGAUCAAUUUGAGAAAUGUAUAUCGAAAAUUGGAUCCAAAGUCUUGUUGCAGUUAUUGAGUCAUUUCCAGAGAAGAAAGUAUUUCUUAUCUGAACUAUCUACAGAAGAGGGAAAGAAAUACAAAAGGCUCGUACAAAUUAGCGGAUCAAUUUCUAGAACAUAUCCAAUUCCAAACAACGAUGUCAUGAUACCAAAUGUUGUGUUAGAUAAGGUUAUUGAUAUACUUAACCAUGGUUUAAUAGAGAAAUUCGGAACAAGAGGUUUAUUGAAAGACAAAAGAGCAUAUCUUGCUCCUGGAAUGGAGGAUAUACUCAUACCAUUGCAGCUUUCAUCGGCGUCGGCUAAGAAAACGCUUGCAAGAGGAUCUAAAAUUCCAAUAUUUGACAUAUUUGAAGAAGAUAAAGAUAAGAAAAACAUUUUGAGAUUCUUCUUGCAUUGGAUUGGAUACAUUAUAGAUCUUAGUAUGAUGUUGAUAGAUAGUGAUUUAGAGAAUCCUAAAUAUGUCUUCUGGAAAAAUUUGAAAGUUGCUGAUUAUGCUUUGCAUUCAGGUGAUAUCCUUUUGGCCCGUCCACCCAAAGGUGCAAGUCAGUUUAUCGAUGUAGACAUGAAGAAGGCUAUAGAUGCAGGUAAUAGGUAUGUUAUAUUGGAUGCCCGAGUAUGGGGUGGUGGUCCCUUGACAUUUGCUAAGCAUGAAUUAUGUUUCGGUGGUGUUAUGGCAAGAGAAGAGAUGAAUUCUGGAGAGAUUUAUGAACCAAGCACUGUGAAAUAUAAAUUCGACUUGCAGAGUGAAACAAGAAAUACUAUUAUGUUUUUGUUCGAUUUAGAAUUAAAAGAAUUGAUUUGGGUAGAUACUUCAAUGAAUGUGGGCCCCUGUUCAGAUAUCCAAGGAGAUUCACUGAAAGUUUGUGACGUUAUAAGGGAAGUACUUAAAGCUCAUAAACAUAAAGUUUCUAUAGCCCAACUUGUUGAUCUUCAUGUCAAGGCAAAUGAUGCUGAAAUUGUGGAUGAUAAGUCUAAAGCCAACUUCAUAGUAUCGAUGACUGAUGAUGGAGAUCUUGAUGUCUAUAAUGUAGCCGAGAUAAAUUCAAACUGGAUUUGA